Molecule: messenger RNA, 1171 nt
Organism: Oxyura jamaicensis (ruddy duck)
Lineage: Eukaryota; Metazoa; Chordata; Aves; Anseriformes; Anatidae
Gene: CNOT9
Product: CCR4-NOT transcription complex subunit 9
Exons: 7
Coding region: 16-927 (303 amino acids)
Biological process (GO): negative regulation of translation; mRNA catabolic process
Cellular component (GO): CCR4-NOT core complex; P-body; CCR4-NOT complex
Source: RefSeq, a predicted model, not a curated record
UUGGAUGAAAUAACCAUGACUGAAGUGUUUUUGUCUCCUUCCCAGCCCGUGCCAACAGCGCUGGCUCAGGUAGACCGCGAGAAGAUCUACCAGUGGAUCAAUGAGCUGUCCAGCCCCGAGACGAGGGAGAACGCGCUGCUGGAGCUGAGCAAGAAGCGCGAGUCCGUGCCCGACCUGGCCCCCAUGCUGUGGCACUCGUUUGGCACAAUUGCAGCGCUCCUUCAGGAAAUUGUAAAUAUUUAUCCAUCCAUCAACCCUCCGACUUUGACGGCCCAUCAGUCCAACAGAGUCUGCAAUGCUUUAGCUCUGCUACAGUGUGUUGCGUCUCACCCUGAGACCAGGUCAGCUUUUCUGGCAGCUCACAUCCCUCUCUUCCUGUACCCCUUCUUGCACACAGUUAGCAAGACGCGUCCAUUUGAGUACCUGCGGCUCACGAGCCUCGGAGUGAUUGGGGCCUUGGUGAAAACCGAUGAGCAAGAAGUGAUAAAUUUCUUAUUGACGACAGAAAUCAUCCCCCUGUGCUUACGCAUUAUGGAGUCGGGCAGUGAACUCUCUAAGACGGUUGCUACGUUUAUUCUUCAGAAAAUCCUCCUGGAUGACACGGGGCUGGCAUACAUCUGUCAGACUUACGAGCGGUUUUCCCAUGUUGCCAUGAUACUGGGUAAGAUGGUCCUGCAGCUUUCCAAGGAGCCAUCAGCACGGCUGCUGAAACACGUCGUCCGCUGUUACCUUCGCCUUUCUGAUAACCCCAGAUGUAGGGCACGUGAAGCUCUCAGGCAGUGCCUUCCUGACCAACUGAAGGACACCACCUUCGCCCAGGUCCUGAAGGAUGACACCACCACGAAGCGCUGGCUGGCUCAGCUCGUCAAGAACCUGCAAGAGGGUCAAGUCACUGACCCGCGGGGCAUCCCCCUUCCUCCGCAAUGACUGCUGGGGACGGCGGGGGACUGGGGAAGAAACAGCUCAGGUUUACAAAGAACCAGGAACAGAUGACCUCUUCUGCAACAAACCGGGCAUGCCAGCCGCCUUUCAGUCCGCCAGCUUGUCGGACCAUUCCAUCUGGCCAAAGGGCUGCUCUGUAGCAAUGCAGCAUGCCUCUGGAGAUCGCAACACCAGCAGAUGCUGAUACUACAGCUUAAAAAAAAAUCAAUAAAAAACCUAUCUGUAAAGA